Molecule: messenger RNA, 624 nt
Organism: Alternaria rosae
Lineage: Eukaryota; Fungi; Ascomycota; Dothideomycetes; Pleosporales; Pleosporaceae
Exons: 2
Coding region: 1-624 (207 amino acids)
Source: RefSeq, a predicted model, not a curated record
AUGCCACCGCCGACUCCCCCACCCAAUCGCCUGUCCGUAUCCGCCCCAGGCCACCCACUCUCAGCGCGCCACAGCGUCCAAGCAGCCCGUCGUCUGCCGCGUAUCCCCGACCCUGCGUCUCAGUCCACUGACAACAAUCAGAGAACCAACACCCACAACCGCAUUAACGAAGCAAUCAAUUCACUAUGCGCAACCCGCCACGCGAUCUCUGAGCUCGAGGCCCACCACCGCGGCGUUAUCGAAGCCAAGGACGCUGAGAUGGCAACACUACAGCAGCGUUUCACGGGACUGAAUACUCUGCAUAGGAGUACUAAGGCGAGGCUAGACGACAAGAUCGAGGACCAGGGAAAGAUGCAUACCCAGAUGAAGACGUUGAAGCGUGAACUUGCGGCUGAGAAGGCGAAGAAGGGUGUCGCCGACGACGAUAUGGAAAAGCGGUUGGUUGAGGCGCGCGAACAGAACUGUAUGUUGACUGCGAAGGUUCUAGGGCUAGAGAACGAGCUCGCGGAUGAGAGGGCGACGCGAAGGGAGAACGAGGAUGCGAAGAGGGAGUUGGAGGUUAUGAAGACGAAGUUGGCGGAUAUGGUUAGUGGGGAGAAGGUCAAGGUUGAGGUGGUUGAGUAG